UAAUUGAUUUCAAAUUACGAAAUUUGGAAUACGACUAGUUUCAUCAAUCGAUUUUAAUCAGCUUUUUUUUCACCAAAAAAACAACGACAAUAAACAUAACAUCCAAACAUGGCUACUAAAUCGAAAAAAACUUCUACCAACACAUCAACAGUAUCAUCAUCACAACAACAAUCAACAACAAUGCCGACUACCUCAAUUGAAAUAUCUGGUACUGGUCAAUCAUCAACAACUACAGCUAGUUCAACACGUGCCGGUACACCAUUACGACGAUCACAAACACCAACACGUCCGGUAUCACCUGGACGAUUAUCACGGAUACAGGAAAAAACUGAAUUACAAAAUCUAAAUGAUCGUCUUGCUGCCUAUAUUGAACGUGUUCGUUCAUUGGAAACAGAAAAUUCAAAACUUCGAAUACAGAUACAGAAAUCGAUGGAAAGUCGUGAAAUUCAUACGAUUAAAACAAUGUAUGAAGGAGAAUUACAUGAUACACGACAAACAUUGGAUUCGAUUGCCAAAGAAAAAGCGCAACUAGAAUUGGAAUUGAGUCGUUUACGUGAAGAAUUGAAAAUAGCCGAAGCAAAACUUGCGAAAAAAAUGAACGAAGCUAAUGGAUUAGAAAAACGUAAUCAAGCAUUGGAAAUACAGAUUGAAGAUUUGAAAAGUAAAAUUGCACAAGCAUUAUCUGAACGUAAACGUUUGGAAAAUGAAUUGCGAACAUUGACCGAAGAGAAUAAAAAUCUUGAAGGACGAUUGAAAAGUAUACAGAAACAAUUGGAAGAGGAAACAAUAUUACGUGUUGAUUUAGAGAAUCGUAAUCAAAGUUUGAAUGAAGAAUUAGCCUUUCAACGACAGCUAUUCCAAAAUGAAAUGGAAGAGGUUCGACGAAAAACAUACGAAUCGAAAGAAGUACACACUGAAGAAUUGAAAGCACAAUAUGAAGAACGAUUGAAAUAUGAAUUGGAUGAAUUACGUGCAAAUAUGGACGAUAUGAUUCGCCUUAAUCGUCAAGAUCUUGAAGAACGAUAUGAGUCACGUAUCGCAAUGUUACAGGAAGAGAUGGCGAAAAAGAAUUCCGAAUUAAAUUCUGCUGCCAAUAAGAUUAAACAAUUGAAUUCAUCAUACACAAUGUUCGAUAGUGAAUUGGAAACAUUGAAAAGCGAAAAUUCAUCGAUGAAAAAACGUUUGGAAGAUAUGAACAAAUUGUUGUCACAAGAGCGUGAUUGGAAUAGGAUUAAAAUGAAUGAAAAAGAAAAAGAAAUUGAUGAGAUUCGACGUGAAUUACAACGAAUUACCGAUGAUUAUAAUGAUUUGUUGGAUGAUAAAAUCAAAUUGGAUGCCGAAUUAGAAGUGUAUCGAAAAUUAUUGGAAGGGGAAGAAACACGAUUGAAUAUAUCAUUAAGUAGUGCAGGUAGCGGUAGUGGUGGUGGUGGAAUUUUUGGUUCAUCAUCACAAGCGAUUAGUUCAUCAUCAUCUCGUUCAUUUAUCCCGCGUGGUACUAAACGUAAACGAAUUGCAUUACAAGAGCAAGAAUCUAUUAUUGAUUGGGUUGUAAAUGCAACAGCUAAAGGUGAAGUAGAAAUAUCUGAUCAUGAUGUUGAAGGAAAAUAUGUUCGACUUUUCAAUAAAAGCGAUAAAGAAAUAUCACUAAGUGGUUGGUAUCUAUUACGACGAGCAGAUGAUCUUGAAACACGUUAUAAAUUUCAUCGUUCAGUUGUUAUUAAACCACAAUCAACAAUAACAAUAUGGAGUUCGGAUGCCGGUACACAGAUACAUAAUCCACCAACAGAUAUUGUAAUGAAAUCACAAACAUGGUUUACUGCCGAUACAAUGUCAACAACAUUGUUUAACAAUAAUAAUGAGGAAGUUGCAUCACGUAAAACUGAAAAACGAAUUACAUCUUCAUUUCAACGAACGGGUUAUCUUAACAAUGAGAAUAAUGUGGAAAAUAAUCAAAAUUGUGCCAUAAUGUAA
Molecule: messenger RNA, 1971 nt
Organism: Dermatophagoides pteronyssinus (European house dust mite)
Lineage: Eukaryota; Metazoa; Arthropoda; Arachnida; Sarcoptiformes; Pyroglyphidae
Gene: Lam
Product: Lamin
Biological process (GO): protein localization to nuclear envelope; nuclear pore localization; heterochromatin formation
Cellular component (GO): nuclear envelope; nuclear lamina
Molecular function (GO): structural constituent of cytoskeleton
Source: RefSeq, a predicted model, not a curated record